AUGGAACCCUCACAUGGGAACCUCACAGGGGACCCUCACAUGGAACCCUCACAUGGGACCCUCACAGGGGACCCUCACAUGGAACCCUCACAUGGAACCCUCACGGGGGACCCUCACAUGGGACCCUCACACGGAACCCUCACACGGGACCCUCACACGGGACCCUCACAGGGAACCCUCACAUGGAACCCUCACAUGGAACCCUCACGGGGGACCCUCACAUGGAACCCUCACAUGGGACCCUCACACGGAACCCUCACACGGGACCCUCACAGAGAACCCUCACAUGGAACCCUCACAUGGGACCCUCACAUGGAACCCUCACAUGGAACCCUCACGGGGGACCCUCACACGGGACCCUCACAUGGAACCCUCACAGGGGACCCUCACACGGGACCCUCACAUGGAACCCUCACAUGGAACCCUCACGGGGGACCCUCACACGGGACCCUCACAGGGGACCCUCACAUGGAACCCUCGCAUGGAACCCUCACGGGGGACCCUCACACGGGACCCUCACAUGGAACCCUCACAGGGGACCCUCACACGGGACCCUCACAUGGAACCCUCACAUGGAACCCUCACAGGGGACCCUCACAUGGAACCCUCACAUGGAACCCUCACGGGGGACCCUCACACGGGACCCUCACAUGGAACCCUCACACGGGACCCUCACAUGGAACCCUCACAUGGAACCCUCACAGGGGACCCUCACAGGGGACUCCUGGCGGGGAUUACAGACACUGA
Gasterosteus aculeatus aculeatus (three-spined stickleback) is the source of this 747-nucleotide messenger RNA. The record is from RefSeq and is a predicted model, not a curated record. Lineage: Eukaryota; Metazoa; Chordata; Actinopteri; Perciformes; Gasterosteidae.